This is a messenger RNA of Myotis davidii, 1113 nucleotides long. RefSeq names its product netrin 1 (gene NTN1). The transcript is spliced from 9 exons. Bases 1 to 1113 code for a protein of 370 amino acids. Lineage: Eukaryota; Metazoa; Chordata; Mammalia; Chiroptera; Vespertilionidae. Gene Ontology annotation, molecular function: protein binding. The record is from RefSeq and is a predicted model, not a curated record.
AUGGCUGCCAUCAGCAGCUCUGCCUGUGCUUCCCGGGGUUGUGGGCAGCGCGUGGAAGCGUCAGAGGCCCGGAAAGCCGCCUGUGGGUCCCGGCAUCUGGGUUUGCAGUGUGGCGCGGGCUCUGUGGUUCUUGGAGAAGAGGCUCGAGCUUCUCAGAUCCUGGUCCACACCGGCAAGUGGCCCCAGAGGACGAGCAGCUGGGUGGCCUUCGCCAGCCCUCGCUUCACGGGGCCUCAGCUGCCCAUCUUUUGCUCAGAAGCCUGCAGCUGCAACCUGCACGCCCGGCGCUGCCGCUUCAACAUGGAGCUCUACAAGCUGUCCGGGCGCAAGAGUGGGGGCGUCUGCCUCAACUGCCGCCACAACACGGCCGGCCGCCACUGCCACUACUGCAAGGAGGGCUACUACCGCGACAUGGGCAAGCCCAUCACCCACCGGAAGGCCUGCAAAGCCUGCGAUUGCCACCCCGUGGGCGCUGCUGGCAAAACCUGCAACCAAACCACCGGCCAGUGUCCCUGCAAGGACGGCGUGACCGGCAUCACCUGCAACCGCUGCGCCAAAGGCUACCAGCAGAGCCGCUCCCCCAUCGCCCCCUGCAUAAAGAUCCCCGUGGCGCCGCCCACCACUGCAGCCAGCAGCGUGGAGGAGCCGGAAGACUGCGAUUCCUACUGCAAGGCCUCCAAAGGGAAGCUGAAGAUCAACAUGAAAAAGUACUGCAAGAAGGACUAUGCCGUCCAGAUCCACAUCCUGAAGGCGGACAAGGCGGGGGACUGGUGGAAGUUCACCGUGAGCAUCAUCUCCGUGUACAAGCAGGGCGCGAGCCGCAUCCGGCGCGGUGACCAGAGCCUGUGGAUCCGCUCGCGGGACAUCGCUUGCAAGUGCCCCAAGAUCAAGCCCCUCAAGAAGUACCUGCUGCUGGGCAACGCGGAGGACUCGCCGGACCAGAGCGGCAUCGUGGCCGACAAGAGCAGCCUGGUGAUCCAGUGGCGGGACACGUGGGCGCGGCGGCUGCGCAAGUUCCAGCAGCGCGAGAAGAAGGGAGAGUCCCCCAGCUUCAGCGGCGAGGACCCCUCCCUGAGGAAGCACCUCUUCCACGAGGAGAUGAAUAGGAACUGA